AUGAGAGAACUCGUGUUCCAGAACUGUUUGAAACUGGAUGAAGAAUCAAGAAGAGUAAUCAUGCNACAAAGGGUUUACGACAAUGUAUGUUUACCGGGUAAAGAAGUUCCUGCGGAGUUCACUCACAAAGCUACAGGAAACUCCUUAGUUAUCCCUAUGGUUCUGGAUGCUUGUCUAAUAACCAAAGGAGGUGUCACCAUUGCGGAACUUAAGUGGGAUCAAAUGAAUGUUUCUAAUUUUGUAACGGAGCAUCUGUUUAUAUGUGGUGGUAGCUUGGUUCAGGAAACACCUAAUGUCGAUGUGACUGCGAACGAGAUUCUAUUUGAAUUCAGCUGCAGGGAUAGCCUCAAGAUUAUUGAGUGCGGUGUACAGAUCAUGAGUGAGGAAACAGAGAGUAGCAUUGGAAGCAAAGCGGGCUGCGUUGAAAUUGAAAGUGGAGGCAGUAGCUACCACCACACAUAUGGAGAUGAAAACUACGAACCCGAAGCCGUUCAGGUCUCUCAUCGUGAAAACGUUCAUAGCAGUAAAUAUAAGUGUAACUGGAAUUGGAGGUGGCUUAAGAAGCUUUGUUCUGGAAAAGAAGAUAAUGACGGAGAAGAUUAUAAUCACGGACAACAAUACAUUGAAAGACAACCCAUUUUCCUACAACAAUCCAUGUCCCCCAUUAUGAUUCGAAGAAGAUGA
Molecule: messenger RNA, 684 nt
Organism: Arabis nemorensis
Lineage: Eukaryota; Viridiplantae; Streptophyta; Magnoliopsida; Brassicales; Brassicaceae
Source: the annotation of a GenBank genome assembly